Messenger RNA from Momordica charantia (bitter melon), 1570 nucleotides. Its product is annotated as Exostosin family protein. NCBI's taxonomy places the organism in Eukaryota, Viridiplantae, Streptophyta, Magnoliopsida, Cucurbitales, Cucurbitaceae. The record is from RefSeq and is a predicted model, not a curated record. Gene Ontology annotation, molecular function: glycosyltransferase activity.
CACAGCGAUGAGUGAGAUGAAUUACUGUUAGAGGGAAAUGGCGCAGAAGACCAAUUCUUCGCUCUGCUCUGUUCCGAUUCUGUUUCUCCUCGCUCUUCUCUUCACCAUUUUCCUCUCCCUUUUCCUCCUCUUCACCCGAUCGACACCCGCUUCUUCUGAAUCUCACAUUUCCCUUUCUUCUUCACACGCAUCCAUCAAAGUCUACGUCGCAGACCUUCCCAGAUCCUUCAACUAUGACCUUCUCGACGAGUAUUGGUCGAUUCAGUCGGAUUCCAGGCUCGGGAGCGACGCAGAUCGUGAAAUUAGAGCGGCCCAGAUGAGGAAGAGCCUCGAAUUCCCUCCGUAUCCGGAGAAUCCGUUGAUCAAGCAGUACAGUGCGGAGUACUGGAUCCUGGGGGAUCUGAUGACGCCACAGCCGCAUCGGGCUGGAUCUUUUGCUGAGAGGGUUUUCAUGGCGGAGGAAGCCGAUGUGGUUUUUGUGCCGUUUUUCGCGACUUUGAGCGCUGAAAUGCAGUUGGGAGUGGCGAAGGGGGUGUUCAGGAAGAAGGUGGGGAAUGAGGACUAUGAACGCCAGAGGAAUGUGCUCGAUUUUCUGAAGAACACCGACGCUUGGAAGAAGUCUGGUGGGAGAGACCAUGUUUUUGUCCUCACUGACCCAGUUGCGAUGUGGCAUGUCAAAGCUGAGAUAGCUCCGGCUGUUCUUCUUGUGGUAGAUUUUGGUGGUUGGUUCAGGAUCGACUCCAAAUCAUCCUCCAACGCUUCCUCAUCAGAUAUGAUUCAGCACACUCAAGUUUCGCUACUUAAGGAUGUGAUUGUUCCAUAUACCCAUUUACUUCCCAGGCUACACUUAUCUGAAAACCAGAAGCGUCGGACCUUACUUUAUUUCAAAGGCGCAAAACAUAGGCAUCGGGGAGGAUUAGUCCGGGAGAAACUCUGGGACUUGCUGAUUAAUGAGCCUGAUGUUAUAAUGGAAGAAGGCUUCCCAAAUGCCACAGGAAAGGAGCAAUCCAUAAAAGGGAUGAGAUCGUCAGAGUUCUGCUUACACCCAGCUGGUGAUACCCCAACAUCGUGCCGCCUUUUCGACGCCAUUCAAAGUCUCUGUAUACCCGUAGUCGUGAGCGACGACAUCGAGCUACCAUUUGAAGACAUGGUGGAUUACUCAGAAUUCUCUGUUUUUGUAGCUGUUAGUGAUGCAUUGAAACCAAACUGGCUUGUCAAUCACCUCAGAACCAUCCCAGAAGAGCAAAGGAGCGAGUUUCGUCGAAAUAUGGCUCGGGUUCAACCCGUUUUCGAGUACAGUAAUGGCCAUUCAGGUGGUAUUGGUCCAGUUCCUCCAGAUGGAGCUGUAAAUCACAUAUGGAGAAAGGUGCACCAAAAGCUGCCUAUGAUAAAAGAAGCCAUUGCUAGAGAGAGAAGAAAACCACAGGGAGUGACAGUUCCUCGUCGCUGCCAUUGUACCUAAUUUCACUGCCAUUUCAAAUUUGUACGUGGUCCUUUUUUUCUUUUUCUUUUUUUGUCUUAGAUUGCAUUGUUUAAUUAAUUCAAACCCAUAAAUGAUAAUCUUUUUUUU